Molecule: messenger RNA, 234 nt
Organism: Adineta steineri
Lineage: Eukaryota; Metazoa; Rotifera; Eurotatoria; Adinetida; Adinetidae
Source: the annotation of a GenBank genome assembly
AUGCAAUGUGAAAUCUUGCAUAUAAAAUAUCCGAAUUGGGCACAUGAAUGGUUGAAUGUUAAAAGAACAUUCGAAGACUUCUAUUUCGUUGCACCUGGUCAUCAAUCUUCUUGUACGAGACAUGCGGCAAAACGAAAACAAAGAUCUGAAUCUCAUCAUUCUCGUUCUGGCCCAGAUCAACCAUUAUUAGAUCUUCCAUUUCAACGUACAACCAGUAAAAGUUUUAAACAUUAG